AUGGCAGCGCUGCUCGAUAUCCUCUUUGACAGCACAGGCAGGUCAUUGGUAGAUACUGGGCGAUUUGAAGAAAUUGUUCAGGGGAUGAGCCACCCAGACUCGCAAUACCCUUCUCUUGUCUAUUUCGCUGGCAAUGGAAAUCGUAUCAAAGCUCUGCAAGCUUUGUUUCCUCGCAAUAACAUCACGCGCAAAGGACCUUCUGGACUCCUUCGAGCACAUCUUAGUACAGCGACUGCCCAUACUGAAUACCCUGUCAUAUUUACCGAAAGUAACCCUUUUAGUCAUGCUGGGUUGAGUGACACACGCUUGCUUAGGUGGUCUGAAGACAGACAUCGAAGAUAUGCACUUAACGUCGGGGAGUCUCAGUCUCUAGCAGAACUUCAACAAGAAGUGAUUACACAGAAGAUAUUACCAUGGACGCAGGUUCUUUGUUUCUUUGUUGACACCAUCUCUGAGAUGCGAAAUGUACAACAGCUGUUAGAUGCACCGAUUGGGACCCUAUCGAUCGGGGCUUCACAUAUUCAUAGUAUGAUGCGUGUGCUUAUUGUGCUAUCAGGCAAUUCUCAAUUUGAAGUACAGAGCCCGGAUGACGACUUUGAAUUAUCCAAUGCAUGGUUAGCGCAGCGCAAAGUCACAAUUUUGGAUCUCCGCGACCGAGCAGAAAUGUCUCCGUCCGUUACAUUCGACCCGUUGAGAAGCCUUAUUUUUGACGAAAUUCAAGAGAUUCGAGCCUUACAAAAAGAAAAAUGCCUCUUAUUCUCAGCUGUGCAUCUCAACGCACUCUGGGAUCGAGGUCUUCAACUUCAAAUAGGAAGUCCAAGUCCAGCUAAUCUUGACUGCCUUUUGGUGGCACGAGAGGGCUUUAAAAGGAAAACAACAAAUAUUGAUUGCCUCCUAGAGUUGAAAACGCAGGUUGCAAGUUCUGUUUCCUCCGAGAAUGAGCUUUACAGCUUUAUCGCCUCGGCUCUUCUUCUGGAUGCCUAUCCACCCGGAAUGCAUCUUUUUGAACCGAAGCUGGUGUUCAAUGCCCUCUAUCGGGCGCGUUGUUGGAAUGCCUGGGAGGGGGAGAACCCUUCAUUCAUUUGCGAUCAAAUUUUACAUUGCUUCAUCAAGAGUUUCUCCGAAUUGAUGUCCAAGACAUCGGCGGAAAUUCGUCACGAAUCGCUUGUACAAUUUCAUCGUGGAUGGGGAGGGUUGCACUCAACAACAACUUGCUUUAUUUGCAUGUGUGGUCCACCAGAGCAUAUGCUGCCUUGCAGGCAUGCAAUCUGCGACAAUUGCGUUGUUAUAUAUGGGUCUAAAAGUUCCUACGCCGAGUACCAUAUCAAUCUACCGGAAUGCCCUAUCUGUGAGGAGGCAGUGAAUCUCACGAUUCGUCAACUUCCACCAACUAAGGGGCCGAUCGUGAUAAGUCUAGAUGGGGGAGGUAUUCGCGGUAUCAUUCAGUUAGGGCUGCUGCGAGCACUAGAAAAACGUAUUGGUGGAAUAUCGAUAACACAGGUCGCUGACUUAUUUGCUGGGACAAGUGUUGGGGCGCUUUCAGAACUGGAUAUGGUUCUAAAUGGCUUAUCCGCGAAGGAGAGCUGCGCGAAAUUUCCGGCAAUUGCGCAUAGGAUUUUCGGAUCUCCUACUAAACAUGCACCAAAUUCCCAACUAUAUCGGUGUGCUACAUGGAUAAAGAAUAUCGCAGGGAUCUUGGCCGAUUGCCAGUAUGACUCAAAAAUACUGGGAGAUAUCUUGCAAAAGGUGGUCGACCCCCAACGCCGGUUGUUUGACGCGACGACGACGACAAGCUCCACCGGUUGUCGAGUCGCCAUCAUAACGAGUCGCACUUCCGAUGGGAAAGCUUGUGUUUUGGCAAAUUAUCGUGGAAUGGGCCAGCGAGAAGUGAAUGCAGCAUAUCACUUCCUUAUCCCUAAGACGGCGGAUGAGAAUCCUCACAUAUGUCAGCUUGGAAGAUGGUGGCUAAUGACAAGCAGCUUGUUUCGAAAAAAAACUCUUCUAGGAUUUGGAUCGCUGCAGGAUGGCGGAGUCCGUGCCAACAAUCCCGUGGGAAUUGCGCUGAAGGAGUCUAUGGUCAUCUGGCCUUCAGCAAAAACCCAUGAUCUACUCUUGUCAGUCGGGACAGGGUCAUAUUCUUCUAUGGCUAAAACAAGCGAGGCUACCAGGGGUAUAUGGCAAGACAGUGCCAUCCCACGCAUGAUUCGAGCAACAAUGUCCUCCCCGUGUAUGGAUGGGGAGCAAGGAUUUCGUGAGGCACUCAAUUUCGUGCCAGAUGGUGAAAGGUCAAACAUAUUUCGGCUGAAUCACGAGCUGACCGAACCUCUUCCUCGCUUGGAUGACGUGAGCAGAUUAGAAGAAAUGUCCAGAAUGCAAUACACUGUUCCGACUGAACUAGUGAGAGCCACCCUAGCGACCGCAUUUUUCUUCUUCGAACUCGAUGAGUUGCCAACCAAAAGACAAGGAGAAUUCUUUUGUGAAGGCUCAAUUUUGUGCUCACGAUCAUAUUCCAGGGACCUGGUAAAGCUGAUCAUGGUUGAAUUUCCAGGCGCAAGGUUUGAAACAGUCCGAGGCCACCACCUUGGAAACGUAGACCAAAAUGAUGGUUGUCAUGUAUGUGGGUACUACCGCAAAAAGGUGACAUUUUCAAUCAAUGGACUUCAUGAAAUGACAUCAAUUGGGAUUGCCGGUUGUUCAUUCUUUCAAAAGAUUGGCGGCUUUCCAAAAUCCAUGCAAGAGCUCCUCGAUGAUCAGCAAGCAAAUUCCCGCUUCGGUCGUUUAGACCACUUGGUUGCUUCCUGGCCCCCGAAAAGGGAUUGCUACUGUUCCCCACGGCUCAAACGUCAAAUCAAAUUCUUGGAGCCUGCCGUGAUACACAAGAAGCGGCGACUAUAA
Molecule: messenger RNA, 2895 nt
Organism: Penicillium nucicola
Lineage: Eukaryota; Fungi; Ascomycota; Eurotiomycetes; Eurotiales; Aspergillaceae
Product: patatin-like phospholipase family protein
Exons: 4
Coding region: 1-2895 (964 amino acids)
Biological process (GO): arachidonate metabolic process
Cellular component (GO): membrane
Source: RefSeq, a predicted model, not a curated record